CUAAAUUACCAAAACCACAACUCAAGGAAAGCCAUGCCAAUACAGGAUUAAUUGAAGAUCCCCAUGCUCUCUCUCUCUCAGUCUCUCUCUCUAUAUAUAUAUACUCCUCUAUCCGCUAUAUGCAAUAUAUCCAAUAUCCAUUAUCCAUUUCUUCUCUAAUAUUACAUUAAUAUUAGUAUCUCACUCACAAUCACAUUCUUCUAGGUGAAAGCCAAGAAUAAUGGACACAAGGACCACAGCAACCAUUCCACCCCAAAAUCUUGCCUCUGCCUAUGCAGUACCACAAAACCUUGGGGCAACACCAGCCGCGGCGGCCUCUGCCUACGCAGUACCACAAAACCUUGCCGCAACACCAGCCACUGCUGCCUCUGCCUAUGCGGUACCACAAAACCUUGCCGCAACACCAACCACUGCUGCCUCUGCCUAUGCAGUGCCACAAAACCUUGCCGCAACACCAACCGUGGCUGCCUCUGCCUCUAAUAACUCUGCGGCCUAUGCACCUCAUCAAACUGGCCUUAGUACUAUGACCCCAUCUCAUCAAACUGGGCUGAGUACUAUGCUCCCAUCUCAUCAUCCUCAUCAUCAGAUGCAGAACCGAGCUGCAGUUGGACUCAAUGGCCGCACUGCUCGCACGGCACUUGGACUGAACGGCCGUGGAACACGCACUCUGGGACUUGAUAGCCGUGCAGCCCGUGGUGGAACGUCUGAUGAAACUGAGCUGAGCAAAAGAAUCAUGGAGCUUCAUGUGUCUGAUGAGCGCGGUCUUGCAGUUAAGCCUGUUCUUAACGUCAUUGAUGUCAUUUUUCACCGGGCUACUGCUGACCUACCUGGAUACAAUCAUCAGGAUUCAGACACUGGUAGGGAUGAAAAGGCUGUCCUCUAUUCUGUUGCUAAUCUUCAAGACAUUGUCGAAAUCCCUUCCAGGAUUACCAGCGCAAUUUCAUGCGAGAUUCUAAGCAAGUGCUCAGCUGGGGUAGAUGUGCACACCAUUACAAUGGAAAUACUACAAUUAGUCAAGCACUACGGUUGGGACUCGAAGGUGUUGCUAGCCUUGGUCGCAUUUGCAGUCACUUUCGGCGAGUUUCGGCUGAUCCUCCAGCAAUUCCCAACUAACCCACUUGCCAAAGCGGUUGCUCUUCUCAAACAAUUGCCUGAACUCUUAGAGCAUUCUGGAGCUCUGAAGCCAAAAAUCGAAGCUCUCUACGAUCUCAUCAAGGAAAUUCUUGAUGUGACCAAGAAAAUUGUUGAGUUCUAUGAUCUCCCAAGGAACGAGUAUUUUACUGCUGACUCACCCGAAAUUCUAGCUGCUGCUUCUCAUAUCCCAACUGCUGUUUAUUGGACCAUUCGGAGUAUAAUCGUUUCUUCAACUCAAAUUUUGGCCCUUACCGGCAUGGGCAUCGAAUAUCUAACGGAGCCUUGGGAGCUAUCUUCAUUGGCUCAUAAGCUUAACAACAUAAAAGGGCAUGUUGUGGACAUUAUCCAACGUUGUCACAAGUUUGUUGAGAAGAAGAAGGAGGAUGAAGCAUAUGAGUAUCUUGUGCGUAUGUUCCAACUUACACACAUCGAUAACUCAAAGCCUCUAAGGGUUUUGUUCAAUGAAGAUCCGAAUGCACUCUACGAUGGCUUAAACAAGAAAAGGAUCAUUAUUGAGGAUUUGAAGAGAAAGGUGGUGGCUCUAUUCAUUACAGAACUAGAUCCUGAACUCAUUCAUUCCUCUGAAUUUGCAAUCUUACAACAAAUGUACGCGGAAAAGAAACACGGCAUGACAAGAUCCGAGAGUCAAUACGAAGUGGUUUGGGUUCCAAUCUCAAACGUGUGGAAUGAUGAGAAGUAUAGAGUGUUUGAUAGGCUAAAAGGGCAAAUGGAAUGGCACUCGAUUCACCACCCUUCAGCAGUGACCCCAGUGGCCCCAAGAUUCUUCAGAGAGAAGUGGGGCUUUGUCAAGAAGCCUAUGCUUGUGGUGAUCGACACUCAAGGCAGAGUUGUGCACCACAAUGCCAUUCAUAUGAUGUGUAUUUGGGGAAGCCUAGCUUAUCCUUUUACUGCCAACAAAGAAAAAUUGUUGUGGGAGGAUAAUGCCUGGACCAUGCCAUUGAUUAUUGAUGGCCUUGACCCCAAUGCUGCCGAAUGGAUCCAAGAACAAAAGCAUGUUUGCUUGUAUGGAGGAGAAGACAUUGACUGGAUCAGGAAAUUCACAAGGAUUGCUAAGGAUGUGGCCCGAGAAUCAGGGAUUCAAUUGGAGUUGCUUUACGUGGGGAAGAGCAAACCUCAUGAGAAAGCAACAAGGAACAUCAUUGAGAUUAUUCAGAAAGAGAACUUGAGCAGAACCUUGGACUGGAACCUCAUAUGGUACUUCUGGAUGCGAUUGGAGAGCAUGUGGCACUCCAAGGGGCAACUAACCACUGCUGAAACUGUCAAGCAUGACCGUGUGAUGCAAGGGAUCAUUGCCAUGCUGAGCUACGGGUCCAGCAGCCAAGGCUGGGCUGCCAUCAGCAGAGGUUUUGAGGGAAUGGUUAAGGGUAAUGGGGAGCACAUGUUCAGGGGUUUGACCGAGCAUGGACAGUGGAAGAUGAGGGAGACAGUGAUUGGUUUCGUGCCUGCUCUAGAUGAGUACCUUCAGAAGCUCCAUGUGGACGCACCACACCACUGCACCAGCCUUAUUUUGCCAGCCACUGGUGCAAUGCCUGACACCGUGGCUUGCUCUGAGUGCGGUCGUUUGAUGGAGAGGUACACCAUGUUCCGAUGCUGCCUUGACUAUUGACCAUUCUUGGUGAUCAUGUCUUCAUAUAUGAAUGAAAUCAAUAAAUAUAUAUGGCGGCGCUUCUUGUGAGACUAAAGGAGUGUCUCGUCAUCGAUCAUAAUAAUGAGUGUGUUAAUUUUAAUUUAUGAUAUCUUUUUCUUUUAUUAUUUUUAUAUAUUUUGGGAUAAAAAAAAAUUAUAUCUUAUAUUGCACUGUGUUGCUCGCUACAAUCAAGUUUGCUACUAUUUUGAUUAUCAAAUAAAUAAUAUUAUUUCUUGCUUCUCA
This is a messenger RNA of Cannabis sativa, 3025 nucleotides long. RefSeq names its product protein SIEVE ELEMENT OCCLUSION B. The transcript is spliced from 7 exons. NCBI's taxonomy places the organism in Eukaryota, Viridiplantae, Streptophyta, Magnoliopsida, Rosales, Cannabaceae. The record is from RefSeq and is a predicted model, not a curated record. Bases 221 to 2761 code for a protein of 846 amino acids. Gene Ontology annotation, biological process: phloem development.